Erythranthe guttata (spotted monkey flower) is the source of this 1723-nucleotide messenger RNA. RefSeq names its product Glycosyl hydrolase family 10 protein. Gene Ontology annotation, biological process: carbohydrate metabolic process. Gene Ontology annotation, molecular function: hydrolase activity, hydrolyzing O-glycosyl compounds. The record is from RefSeq and is a predicted model, not a curated record. Lineage: Eukaryota; Viridiplantae; Streptophyta; Magnoliopsida; Lamiales; Phrymaceae.
GUAUUUGUAUAUGUACUGAUUCUCUGCCUGCAAUUCUUGGUAACCAACAAUAGCAUGGGAGUAUUCAUACUCUUUUUUCUCCAAUUCUUCUUCAUCUCACCUCUUCUCGUUUCAUCCUUCGAUGGGCCACUGUACGAUUCAUCUGCUUAUACUGAGUGCAAACUACAACCUGAGAAGCCACUCUACAACGGAGGAAUUCUCAAUAACCCUCUCGUUAACCGGGACCGAAUCAAUUCGCCCUCAUUCGUUCUCCAAAACCUCCAAAAUGCCACUAAAUACUGUUUCUCCAUUUGGAUCAAGAUAAACGAGCCCGAACCAGCACUAGUUCGGGCUAGCGUCGUAACGGAAGCGACAACGUUAAAAUGCAUAGGGACCGUGAUUGCUAAAGAAGGAUGUUGGUCAUUUCUCAAAGGUGGAUUUGUAUUGUCUUCACCAUCAAAUUUAUCCACUCUUUAUAUCCAGAAUCCGGAUGGACGAAACAUCAGUAUCGAAAUUGCUAGUGCUUCUUUGCAGCCAUUCACUGAUCAGCAAUGGAGGCUAAAUCAAGAUACAAAAAUUAAUCAGGCAAGAAAACGUGCAGUAAAUAUUCACAUUUCAGACAAAAAAGGAAUUGGAUUGAAAGGGGCAGGAGUAAGAGUUGAGCUUGUCUCUAAAGAUUUCCCAUUUGGAUCUGCUAUUGCCAGCACCAUUUUAGGAAAUCCACUCUAUCAGAAAUGGUUCGUGGAGAGGUUCAAUGCAGCAGUAUUCGAAAACGAACUCAAAUGGGACGCAACCGAACACACACAAGGCCAAUUGAACUACACGAUACCCGAUCAAAUGGUCGAAUUCGUUCGAUCGAACCAAAUAAUGGCAAGAGGCCACAAUAUCUUCUGGGAGAAUCCAAAGUACAUUCCUAAAUGGGUCCUAAACCUAACCGGGUCGGAUCUAGAAUCCGCGGUCGAGUCGAGAAUCGAAAGCCUGAUGAACAAGUACAAAGAAGAGUUCAUCCACUGGGACGUGAGCAACGAGAUGCUCCAUUAUGAUUUCUAUGAGAAAAACCUCGGCCCGAAUGCCACUCUGCGGUUCUUCGGGUCGGCCCAUCGGGCCGACCCAUUAGCGACGUUGUUCAUGAACGAGUUCAAUGUGGUUGAGACUUGCAUGGAUGCUGAUUCGACGGUGGAUACGUAUGUAUCGAGGAUGAGGGAGUUGAAGAUGGGAGGGGUGUCGAUGGAUGGAAUUGGACUGCAGGGGCAUUUUGACGUGCCGAAUUCCCCGUUGAUGAGGGGCGUUUUGGACAAAUUGGCUACUCUCGGACUUCCGAUUUGGCUUACUGAAGUUGAUAUCAGCAACAAAUUCAACAAAGAAACACAGGCAAUCUACCUAGAGGAAGUUCUAAGAGAAGGAUUUUCACAUCCAGCAGUGGACGGGAUCAUACUGUGGACAGCAUUGCGCCGAGGGGGCUGUUACCAAAUGUGCCUCACAGACGGUGACUUUAACAAUCUUCCAGCUGGAGAAACUGUGGACAACCUCCUCAAAGAGUGGGAUACUGGGAUUUUGAAUGGCCAAACAGACGAGCACGGCUCGUACACAUUCUUCGGGUUCUUGGGUGAGUACAAGGUCACCGCUAAAUACGGGAACGCUACGUUCGAUUCGACUUUCUCGCUGCCACGUGGCAAAGAAACCAAGCAGUUCAACAUUCAAAUGUAACUGUGAACAAAUAUUAUAAUUAAUGUUGUUUCAACAU